AUGGAAACGGACGUCUUACACAAUGAAUACUUUUCUAGUUACGAGGAUCUGGAGAUACAUAGGCUAAUGUUGGAAGAUGACCCAAGAACCGAUACCUAUAGGAGAGCAAUUUUUGAAAAUAAAUCAUAUUUUAAAGAUAAAAUAGUCAUGGAUGUUGGCUGUGGAACUGGUAUUCUAUCAAUAUUCUGUGCCCAGGCUGGUGCAAAAAAAGUCUAUGCUAUUGAAGCCAGCAAAUUGGCUUUUUUAGCCAGAGAAACAGUUAAAGAGAAUAAUUAUGACAAUAUCAUAGAGGUAAUACACAGCAAAGUAGAGGAUGUUAAUUUACCUGAAGAUAUUAAAGUUGAUGCUAUUGUAUCUGAGUGGAUGGGCUUUUAUUUACUCCAUGAAGGCAUGUUAGACUCAGUCUUCAACGCAAGAGAUAAAUUUCUCAAACCAGAUGGAGAAAUGUUUCCAGAGAGUGCUGUUAUUUAUGUUGCUCCAUGUAGUGUCCCUAACUUAUACAAUAAAUGGAAAGAAUUCCAUGGAGUAUUAUUAUCAACAUUUGCAAAGCAACUCAGAGCAAGUAAAAGCAGUAAACCUGAAAUAAUGCAAAUCCUUAAAGAUGAUCUUCUUGGACCUGAGAUUGCUAUGGCUUGGCUAAAUUUAAGAGAAGACACAGUUAGUGAUUUGGAUUCUUAUAGUAUACAGCAUGUUGUAGGUGCUAGUAGAAAUGGACAAUACCAAGGUAUUUGUGUUUGGUUUGAGUGUAAUUUUCCUCAGAUAACCAGUGAAAACCAGAUUAUUCUAAGUACAGGACCAGGAAGUCCAGUAACACAUUGGAAACAAACAAUAAUACUGUUACCUGAAGAACAAGAUGUUGAAGAACAAGAACCUAUUGCAUUUCAACUAGAUAUGAAUAGAGAUCAAAACAAUUCUAGAAGGUACAAUUUACAGUUAAGUCUUCUAGAUCCUGAAGAAGUAGAGCAUCCUGUUCCUUGUACAUGUUACAUGACCAAAUGCAUUUUAAUAAAGACGGUGAUGCAGCAACACGCAGAACACACAAUUACUCAGAAUGCUGUUGGAAAUUGUAAUGUGUUAGAAGAUGAUAAUAUUGAUGAUGAUGAUGAU
This is a messenger RNA of Brenthis ino (lesser marbled fritillary), 1107 nucleotides long. The record is from the annotation of a GenBank genome assembly. NCBI's taxonomy places the organism in Eukaryota, Metazoa, Arthropoda, Insecta, Lepidoptera, Nymphalidae.